AUGAUUACUCGGACUCCACCAUUGGCCACGCUUGUCCGCUGCUUCAGUUCGACUGCCAGGGCACAGAAACAUGUCUCUCACAUAGGGCGAGAGCCUAUAAAAUAUCCUACAAAAGUCACCCUCACGCCAUCAUUGACAGCAAUCACAAUUCAAGGUCCAUUGGGCACCACUUCUGUCCCUCUACAGCCUUACAUGAAAAUAGAAUUCCCCGAAGAAAACACCGUAGCAGUUUCCGUGGAGGAUGCUGAAAUAAAGGCUCAGCGACAAAUGUGGGGAACGACGCGAACUCUCAUCUCGAACGCCAUUAUUGGCAUGACGGACGGGUUCACUGUACCGCUCUACUUAGUCGGAGUUGGUUACAGGGUAGCCAUUGAGACGGACCCACGCGCCGACAUUGAAGGUGGAAGCGGCCAGCGGCUCAGCAUGAAGCUAGGCUACUCACAUACGGUCUACGUACCCAUCCCGUCACAUAUCAAGGCGGAAGUACCUUCCCCUACCAAGAUUAUCCUUUCGUGCACGGACAAACAUCUUUUGGGACUAUUUGCUGCAAAGGUUAGGGGGUACAGGAAACCGGAGCCAUACAAGGGCAAGGGCAUUUUCGUUGGUAACGAACAAAUCCGUAUUAAAAGCGUCAAAAAGAAGUAA
Messenger RNA from Laccaria bicolor S238N-H82, 645 nucleotides. Its product is annotated as mitochondrial 54S ribosomal protein YmL16. Lineage: Eukaryota; Fungi; Basidiomycota; Agaricomycetes; Agaricales; Hydnangiaceae. Gene Ontology annotation, biological process: translation. The record is from RefSeq and is a predicted model, not a curated record. Gene Ontology annotation, cellular component: mitochondrial large ribosomal subunit; ribosome. The coding region runs from base 1 to 645 and encodes 214 amino acids. Gene Ontology annotation, molecular function: rRNA binding; structural constituent of ribosome. The transcript has 2 exons.